Molecule: messenger RNA, 1545 nt
Organism: Pichia membranifaciens NRRL Y-2026
Lineage: Eukaryota; Fungi; Ascomycota; Pichiomycetes; Pichiales; Pichiaceae
Exons: 1
Coding region: 1-1545 (514 amino acids)
Biological process (GO): protein phosphorylation
Cellular component (GO): cytoplasm
Molecular function (GO): protein serine/threonine kinase activity; ATP binding
Source: RefSeq, a predicted model, not a curated record
AUGGAGAACCAGAGCGCACACCUGUUUUCGACAAGGCCGCCACGACGUGCCGAACAUAGCAACAACAACACAACGACCGGCACCACGGCAGGUCUUUCCCUGCUGGACACCCAGUUUGUGGACUCGAACACGUCGCUGUCCAUCCUGGGCGGUCACGACUGGGACAGAAAGGCGUUGGCGCCGGUGCCGAGGACGUCGGUGGACAACCGCAGUCUGCUGCCGGCGGCAGACAACGGCGGCAGCAGAAGCAGCAGCGAUAAGGACGAAAACAACAGUGUGCACAACAGCAGGACGAAUGAGGGCCAUAACGGUGGCACCGACAGUCUGAGCCAGUGCAAGAAGCAGCCGGCGGCGCUGGACUGCUCAUCGUUUGUUGACCCGAACUCCUUCUCAACGCCGGUGUUAUCGUCGGCCGCCUCCACCUUCAGCAACAGAGUCCUUUCGGACCUGUACACGACGCCAGACUCACACACUUUCGAUACCCAAGACUCGCCGCUAAACACCCCCAUCACACCCAUCUCUCCUGGGCUCUACGCCUCGAAAAAGGUGCCCAGCGCUAGCUACACGAGGUUUCCACUCAACGACCCGGACCUGGAGCGGUUUGUGUUGAGCCCGAAGGUCUUCUGCCUUUCCUUGGAUGACAAGAUCGGCAAGGGCUCCAACGCGUACGUAUACUCAUGCCAGCUCUCGACGGUCGGCAUCCAGAACAGUUCCUUCCACAUUGCCGUCAAGAUACCCAUCUCCAGAAACAAGACCAAGCACAUCAUACAGGAGUCGAACUUCGCCAUCAAGCUACGAAACUACCAGGACGAGUGGUUCAAAAUACACAACCGCUUCUACCCAUUCAUAGACUGCUAUGGGCUCUACUACCUCAACAGAGAACAAUUCCCGCUUUUCAAAAAGAACGACGAGCUCCCCUGCCUGUUGAUGAAGAAGAUGUCGUUUGGGUUGUCGGCAUACAUCAAGAACAGCGAGAGGGGAUACGAAACAGACACCAAGCUAUCUCUUGCGCUCUGGUGGAAGCUCUGCUCGACCCUACUGGAUGCGCUGACGAUUCUUAAGACGCUCAACUGUGUGCACUGCGACAUCAAGACAGAUAAUAUCAUGGCCCUGGAAGUUGAAGACAACGAUGGCAGCCACCACCACGACCACAAGGAGAACAUUUUUUUCAAAGUCAUAGACUUUUCCUCCGCCUGCGAACUCGGUAGCCUCGUCAAGUGUCCCGACAUGACGCUACAGUACACUGCUCCAGAGCUCCUGGACUUUACGAAGAAACCACUACCGACUUUCCAGAGCGACCUCUUCAGCGCAGGAUUAGUGCUUCUCGAGGCCGCCACGGGUGCCCAGCCUUACGCCAGCGCCGGAUACGACCACUUCUUCCUACUGACGGUCAUAAAAGAGGGCCGUGUGCUGGAGUGGCUCUCUGCCGAAGACACCAACGUCCUCAAGGCCCACCCGGACAUAGACUCCGUGCUUCGCAAAAUUCUUGUCGAGCGAGCCCCCUUGGAGGACGUUGUCGCAUAUGUUGACCGCAUGCAUGUGUAA